CGUCCCGGACGGGGAAUACGCUAGAGAAGAUACCCCCUUAAAAUAUAUAAUUUUACGCGCCGCCCUAAAUAAGCCGUUUAUUCAUAGCGGUAAAUAUUUCGGAGAGAAACACGCUAUAUGUCAGUAAAACUGAAAGUGAUUUUAGAUAUAAACGUUAACUCAACCGAUAGAUGUUCCAGUGAAUGCGUCGCGCUCGUGUAUUUUAAACUGGACGUGUGGCUGUUUUUAACAGCUCAGAUAUGGCUCGGGAGCGGGUGGUGCAGAAGAAGUCUUUCCAGCAAAGUCUGGACGACAUCAAGGAAAAAAUGAAGGAGAAACGGAACAAGCGUCUCGCCAACGCUUUAGCUGCCAGUCAUGGCCUGUCAAAGCUGAAGAACAAAAACACAGCUGCAGUGAAGCCGUUUGUACUGAAGAGUGUUCAGGUGAACAACAAAGCUCUUGCAUUGGCUCUGCAGAUAGAGAGAGAAAAGGUACGGCAAGCACAGGGGGUCAUUCUGCAGCUGAAGAAAGAAAGGCAGGCGCUCUUCUUUCACCUGCUGAUGCUGAAGAAAACACUGAGAGAUCGGGGAGCCCUUGAAAACGCUCAGAUUUCUCCUCCUGCUGAGACAAGUUCACCAAGUCACCCUGUCAAUCCCAGGCCAGUACCUGUGUUUGACACUGAUAUUCAGAAGCCUCACCCGGAAGAGCCCCUCGUGGAGUCAUCUGUUACUGCCGGCACCGCGACUGUUUCUGGUGGUCGUGGUGACAGACACGUUUCAUUGCCCCCGACAGUGGGAACGAGACGAAAGAGGCGGAGUGCGCGUUUUGACUCCACCUCUGUGGAGAAGUGCGUUACAGACGUAUUGGAACCCUCUUGCUCUGAAAAGAAACAAGAAGUGUCUGUUGAUAAAAGACAAGAAGGGGAACUUAGCAUUCCGCUGGAUGACAUUCGUAAUGAAGAGGAAGAACAUAAUGAGGAACUAAGAUUUGUUGGGCCAGAUUCUAAAACGUGUGUACCUGACAAUCUUAACACAGAUUUAGACACUGAGCCUCCAGAAAUCCAGCACUCAACGCCUGAGCCCCCACAGAGGACCACCAGGCAGCCCAAGAGGAAACCCGCUCAAGCAGCCCCCCGCAUCAAACCAGAGAGAGGGCGCAAGCCAGACCGAGCUCCGCUGAAGAAGCCGUGGGAAAACUCCAAACCGCGAGCUCGCUCCAAGAGCCGAGACCAUUCGCAGAGUCGUGCAAGAGUGGCUCUCCCACCUGGCGAUCGCCUCAACUCCUCAUUGGGUGGCAAUGACACGUUUGACUUUGACUGUGAAGAGGCGGUUCAUCUAACACCUUUCAGAGCAGGCAACAAAGCCGUGGAGAAACCAUCACCUGACACUCGGGUUGCAGAAGAGGUCCAGCACGAUCCUGCUGUAGAGACCAACAACAGUUUAUCAGAAGGGGAGCAGGAUGCAGAUGAUAGCCUGUACAUGCCAAAAAGGAAGUCCAGAAAAGCUUGUAGUCCACCACCAAGACGAGCUCGCUCCAAAAGACGGUCGAUUCAAGAGGCCAGAAAAAACAGAGGCAAAGAAAGUAUCUCUAAUAAACGUGCUGAAACAAAGCACACAGAAGAACACAGGACUGAAAUUGCAGAUACUGGCAAACAUCGUCCAGACGCUCUUGACACGGGCGCUCUACCAGAAUCACCAGUUUGUGUUCUUCAGGAAGAUGUCAGCCAGUCAGAUCCAAGAGAAGAGAUCAACCGAUCACCUACAGAGGCUCAAGAGUCUCUGAUUCCUGUUACCCCUGGUGAAGAGGCAGAACUUAUGAUGAUUGACAGCCCAAUAUUUGAAUUUCCAAAGUGCCUGAGCAACUCAUCUGAUCAGGAGAAUGAAAUGCAUUUGGUGAUGAAUAACGGCAUAAGAAAAGGUGGGCUGGUUGUUUGCUCCUUUCUGGGCUUGGGUUUGAGUGAUGUCACAAAUCUCUCCCCUGCAGUCUAUCAGAAGCCAAUGUCUGCUCAAAGCACCCCUGAACUCUCCACCCGUAAGCGUCGUUGCACGAGCACCGUCAACUAUAAAGAGCCAUCGAUCAGUUCGAAACUUCGACGUGGUGACAAAUUCACAGACACUCGGUUUCUGCGGUCCCCUAUCUUCAAACAGAAUCCCACGUCCCGUCGGAGUUCAAUCAAAAAUAUGGAAAAAUACAGCGAGUCUUUUGUGGGCUGUCGUUAAUAGAAUAAUCUUGAUCAAACAUUGUAGAAUAAUCUCUAACCAUCUUAAUUUCAUUUAAUAUGUCUAAAGUAAACUAUUGCCGUUUGUAAAAUGGUUAUCACUUUGCUUUUCUUAGUGUUACGAUUUUGUGAAUAUUAAAGUUUGUCAUUUUAA
Messenger RNA from Triplophysa rosa, 2351 nucleotides. It is a transcript of the gene sgo1, whose product is annotated as shugoshin 1. The transcript has 9 exons. Gene Ontology annotation, cellular component: nucleus; chromosome, centromeric region. Lineage: Eukaryota; Metazoa; Chordata; Actinopteri; Cypriniformes; Nemacheilidae. The record is from RefSeq and is a predicted model, not a curated record. The coding region runs from base 240 to 2198 and encodes 652 amino acids. Gene Ontology annotation, biological process: meiotic chromosome segregation.